Nerophis lumbriciformis (worm pipefish) is the source of this 708-nucleotide messenger RNA. The record is from RefSeq and is a predicted model, not a curated record. Lineage: Eukaryota; Metazoa; Chordata; Actinopteri; Syngnathiformes; Syngnathidae.
AUGUGUGACCCACUUGACCUAGAGGAAACAGCAACCCACACAGGUCCAAAGGGUGUUAUCAAUGACUGGAGGAGGUUUAAAUUGGAGAGCAUGGAGCAGGAAAACCUGCCACCUGCAAAACGGGAACUGCUCAGACAAAUGUCAUCACCCCAUCGGAAAAAGGAUGAUUCGAGAUCAAAUCUUAAUCGCAAGAUGAGUGUACAAGAGUAUGAACUGCUCAAGGAGGAGGAUGAGGGCUGUCUUAAGAAGUACAGAAAACGGUGCAUGCAGGAGAUGCAUGACAAGCUCAGCUUUGGGCCGAAGUUUGAAGGCGUGCACGACCUGGACAGUGGGGAGGCAUUCCUCGAAGUAAUUGAGAAAGAACAUCACAGCACGGUGGUCGUAGUCCACAUUUAUAAGAUUGGAGUCAAAGGGUGUGAAGAGCUCAACAGCUGCCUCGACUGUCUGGCCACAGAGUAUCCCACUGUUAAAUUCUGCAGGAUUGAUGCCGUUUCUUCAGGUGCUGCUGAGAGAUUCUCAGAUGAGGUGUUACCUACCCUUUUGGUCUAUAAGGCAGGUGAACUGCUGGGGAACUUCUUGGCCUGCACACAGCACUUAAACGAAGAGUUCUUCGCUACAGAUGUGGAGGCCUUCCUCAACAGUUAUGGUUUGCUGCCAGAGAAAGAAGCACCGAUGAUGGAUGAUGAAGAGGAGAAUGAUGUAGAGUAA